Messenger RNA from Dermatophagoides farinae (American house dust mite), 1066 nucleotides. NCBI's taxonomy places the organism in Eukaryota, Metazoa, Arthropoda, Arachnida, Sarcoptiformes, Pyroglyphidae. The record is from RefSeq and is a predicted model, not a curated record.
ACAAUCUUGUGAUCAAUCGCAAUGAAAUUCUUAAUCAUUUUCCUGUGCUUGGCACUUGGACAAUUCAUCACUAUCAAUUGUUCUGGUUUGGAAUUGGUUCAGCCAGGACAAUCGUCAGUACGAUCAGAUCCAAGUAAACUUCGUAUUUGUAAUUCAGAUUUUGCUAUCGAUUUGAAGCGAAUUUAUGGUGGAGAAGAUGCUAAACCAAUGGAAUUUCCUUAUCAGGCAUCGUUGCAGGUCCGUUACCUCAAUUCACAUGUUUGUGGUGCAACGUUGAUCACUAAUCGAUGGAUUCUUUGUGCUGCACAUUGUUUCAGCCGAAAUAGUUAUCCAUAUUCAUGGCAAAUCAAAUUAGGCGAACAUGACCUACGUAAAAAAGAUUCGACCGAACGUUUGUUAAAAGUCGAUAAGAUUAUCAUACACAAGAAAUAUGACCGAAAUAAUCAGCUAUACGAUAUUGCAUUAUUGAGACUAGAAAAACCAAUCGAUUUUAGCCGAGAACGACACUUGAAAACGAUCUGUCUUGCCAAAGAGACAGAUGUAGCCAAAAAUAAUUAUGAAUGCGUUGCAACUGGAUGGGGACGCGGUAAUAAAGGUAAAAAUGUGCACGCUUUUUCCUGGCCAUUAAUUUUUUCAUUUAACUCGAUUACAGGUCGUGUCGUUACGGACGUUUUGCAGAAAUUACCACAACCAGUUCAUAAUUCUACUACUUGUCAACAAAUAUGGAAAGGUGUUGGAUGGCCAAUCACUCGAAAUCAUAUCUGCAUUGGCGAUCUAAGAGGUGGUAAAGGGGUUUGUAAUGGUGAUUCUGGUGGCCCGAUUCAAUGUAGACUCAAAAAUGGUGAUUGGGUACAAUUUGGCAUUGCUUCAUGGACGAUAAGUGAUUGUGUAUCCAGAAAUUUUGCUGCCGUUUUUACCAGUGUAUCCGGUUAUCGUAAUUGGAUCAUUGAAACGAUCCGUAAAAAUUCUUACUAAACAAUUUAAACAAUAAUAUAUUUAAAUUAAUAUUUUAUCACCACAGAAAAAGUUUGAAUAAAAAAAAAUUGAAUUAAUUCCAGUGUCCUGA